AUGGCCAUUGGAAGAAGUGACCAGUCUUCAUGGAGACAGAGAUACAUGAUGGGGAUAAAGAACGACACGAUCAAUCCGCCGAGAGAAUGGGUCGACGUGCGGUACGAGUAUGGACAAUCGAGGCAAGCUUUUAAUGGUGGAUAUGGUGUUACUGGAGGGCGGACGCCGGGAUGGAGGACACCUGGCCUGGGAGGGAGGACACCAGGAGGGGGUACACCGGGGCCGGGGUGGAGGACACCGGGGCCGGGGGGGAGGACACCUGGCUUCGGAGGGGGGACACCUGGCUUCGGAGGGGGGACACCUGGCUUCGGAGGGGGGACACCUGGCUUCGGAGGGGGGACACCUGGCCCCGGAUGGUGGACACCUGGUUUCGGAGGGAGGACACCCGGUCGGACAGAGAGGACACCAGGAGGGAGGACACCUGGUCUGGGAUGGCGGACACCAGGGCCAGGAGGGGAAACCUUUGGUCCGGGUUGGCGGACACCAGGUCCGUGGGGGAGGACAUCAGGAGGGGAAACACCUGACCCGGGAUGGCGGACACCAGGCCUGGGAGGGAGAACACCCGGUCCGACAGAGAGGACAUCAGGAGGGAGGAGGCCUGAUCCAGGAGAGAGGACAGCGAAUCCUGGAUGGCACACGACACGAACGAUGGACGAACACCGAAUUACCAUAGAGAAAAUCUACGACACGAUAGGCGCCCGGACGUAUCGACAUCAUAUGCCAAAUGUCAAUACAGCAGAGACUACCCAAGGUACUGGUACACAUCGGCCUAAGUACACAGAGGUAGAGACCACCUCGAACUCAAGAAAUCACUCCGGACACAGAAUAACAGCCGAACCUCACCGUGACCGAUUGAAUGACAUACCCAAAGAUCCCAUGAUGGAGAGGUUGGAGAUGAGGAGAGAAUCUGAUCGUGUUCUUGAAGGAAAUAAAGUGUAUGUUCCGUCAGGACAAAGAUCUGGGUGGGGGGAAGAUUCUCGGAAAUAUUACGUGUCAAUGUUACAAACUCUAGGAGCGAAAAUCGUUAAUUCAUCCUAUAGCGCAACCCAUAUCUUGAUCCUCUUACCCGCUUGGUAUCCUGAUGAGUUAGCUGCUGCUGUAAGAGGGGAAUGGAGGGAUCAUUUGGUUUUGGAUACUAGGUGGGCUUACGAUUGUGCGAUUCAUGGUUAUCUUGGAAGUGAAGCUAAUUGGGGUGGAUGGAGAAUAAAACAUCACUUCCUACCACCUUUAACCGAAUAUGACUCCAUCCCACAGCCUAUCCCCAGGUCCGUGUCAGACCCAUCUCUUCUUUUAUCGAAGUUACAUCCGGCCUACCGAAGCGAAUUGCCUGUUACUGGUCACUUGGACAACUCUUCUAUCGGUAGUACGGCGCUUACAACAUCAAGUAUUCAUCACAUGAACGAAGCCAUCACUUCCACUGUAAGCAAAACAUGUGGUGAGCAAGAACCCGUUGUCCCCCCUCAAAUACAGGUAAACCAGGCGGUAUCGAACUACGACAGAAAUCGUGAUCCUCGAAUCCGUGCGAAACUCACUCUGCCUCCUGUACCUGUUGAUGAUUGUGCUGUCGAUGUGAUACAAGGCUAUGGAAUGGCUAAGGAAAGUCAUCAACAGGAGAAGGGGGGACAACCAUUAGACAGACCAAAAGUGACCGUUUCUCAAUUUAACCUACCAACCCCAUCGACAAACGCUUCGCCUUUCAAAAGGGACAAACCUAUGGCUCCUACCUCGAUACCUCCUCCACCAUCAAUACCCCCUCCACCGCUGCCGUUUUCGCCGUCACCUACACCUAUAUCACCUCCACCACCACUGCUGCCGUUCCCGCCGUCACCUCCAUCUAUAUCACAUUUUCCACCUCCUCCAUCUCCUCCACCUCCUUUACGACGUUCCCGUAAGCUUAUUCGUCCGUUAUCUCUGCGGACACCCAUACAAAUCGCUGCGCCCACUCCUAUAUCAUCUCCAUUACCUCAAACCUUUCCUCCUGGACCGCAAGAGUCAGGGAACGAUCAACCCGAGGGAAGGCAAAACAGUCCACCAGUGCUCGCUCAGAAACCAGUGAGGAGUAUCUUUUCACUACCCCCUCGUCCAGAACCGAUCAGUAGGUUGGUCAGGUCGGAUAUCUCAACAAGACCAAUCCCUAUGUCUUCUUGUGAGACCUAUCAAAGAGGACGUUUGGUCUCAUCGGCUCUAGCUCCAGAUCCGGCAACCGUCAUUGACAGAAUCAGAUCGGAGGUCAUAAAUUCCACAGUAUCUAGCGGUUCUAAUAUGCCCGACCGAAUACGAACAGAUAACACUCUCAAUGCCAGGAAUUUGGCUGACAACAUACAAAGAGAGGGUCCACGCAAUGGUAGGAAUUCGGCUGUGGAGAUACAAAGAGCGAGUCAACCCAUCAAGGAAAUAUCGGACGAGGCACAAGAGGUAAAUAUGGAGUUAACGGAUAUUUCCGACACAGAGGACACUGAAGUGGAUCGUCCUGCUUCUAGUAGGGAACUCUCUCAGGACUCUCUCCUUGAUAUAUUACUUGAAGAAAGUACCGGUUCUUUUCAGGAGGAGAUUGUUGACAAUCGUAAAAGGGGAGAGCAAGAGGAGGACGUCCAAGUUGAAAUGGAUCCCUGUGUUGAAAAUAAUGUUUCAACAAUAACAUCAUCUCCUGAUAGCCCACAUUCUCCUCUUCCCACAGGCGAGAUAUCUAGACAGAGAAGCUCUUCCCCUGAGAUACCCUUGAUAUAUCUCCGUCAAACAGGAAUCAGUCGAACUACUACAGGGUCUACAUCUUCGAUCAUCUCCUCAAAAUCGCUUCAAGCUUCCUCCUCUCACGCCACCAUCAACAUAUCGCCAAAACAAAGACCGUAUAAACGCCCUCGGAUUGAUUCUGGGAAAGGUUGGAAAGGGUACAUCGAAAUAUGUGAAGAAGAAAAGGAAGAAGAGAAUAUCGAUGUUUCCAAGAUCCCUGGAGAAGUAGAUAUCUACGCUCCAAGGACAUUAAGACCAAGAGAUAGCAAAAGGUUAAAAAGGAGUCAACAUUGUUCAAAUCUUGAUGGAGACGUCGCUACUGAGGUAUUGCCUGUUAUAGGGAGAAAGGAGACCAGCCAACGGUCUGAUACAUUGUCAACUAAGAUGAGAAUCAAAAUUGUUGGAAAAGGUAUAGCCUCAUCUUCGACGCACGGAUAA
This is a messenger RNA of Tremella mesenterica DSM 1558, 3168 nucleotides long. RefSeq lists its product as uncharacterized. Bases 1 to 3168 code for a protein of 1055 amino acids. Lineage: Eukaryota; Fungi; Basidiomycota; Tremellomycetes; Tremellales; Tremellaceae. The record is from RefSeq and is a predicted model, not a curated record. The transcript is spliced from 5 exons.